AUGGUCCUCCAGGAUCUCGGGCGGCGCAUCAACGCCGCCGUCAAUGACCUGACCCGGUCCAACAAUCUGGACGAGAAGGCCUUUGAUGACAUGCUGAAAGAAAUCUGCGCCGCCCUAUUAUCGGCCGACGUCAAUGUGCGCCUUGUCCAGUCGCUGCGCAAAUCGAUUAAAUCAAGCGUGAAUUUCGCCUCCCUACCCUCCGCCGUCAACAAGAAACGUCUCAUCCAGAAGGCCGUCUUUGAUGAACUGGUCGCCCUCGUCAACCCCCAUGCCGAGCCCUUCCGUCCUAAGAAGGGCAGAUCCAAUGUCAUCAUGUUUGUGGGUUUGCAGGGUGCCGGUAAGACGACGACGUGUACCAAGCUGGCGAGACACUACCAGAUGCGCGGAUUCAAGACAGCGCUGGUCUGCGCGGAUACCUUCCGUGCCGGUGCGUUCGACCAGCUGAAGCAGAACGCGACCAAAGCCAAGAUCCCGUACUACGGAAGUCUGACCCAGACGGACCCCGCGGUCGUGGCCGCCGAGGGUGUCGCCAAGUUCAAGAAGGAGCGCUUCGAGAUCAUCAUUGUUGAUACCAGUGGUCGCCACAAGCAAGAGGAGGAGCUCUUUACGGAAAUGACUCAGAUCCAAACGGCGGUCACCCCGGACCAGACAAUCCUGGUUCUGGACAGCACUAUCGGUCAGGCCGCGGAGGCGCAGUCCGCCGCCUUUAAGGCUACUGCUGAUUUUGGAGCCAUCAUCAUCACGAAGACGGACGGUCAUGCCGCGGGUGGUGGUGCCAUUUCGGCCGUCGCGGCCACCCACACGCCCAUCAUCUUCCUGGGUACCGGCGAACACAUGAUGGACCUGGAGCGGUUCGAGCCCAAGGCGUUCAUCCAGAAGCUCCUGGGCAUGGGUGAUAUGGCCGGGCUGGUUGAGCACGUCCAGGCCGUGACCAAGGAUUCGGCUGCGGCCAAGGAGACCUACAAGCACAUUUCGGAGGGUAUCUACACGCUCCGCGAUUUCCGUGAAAACAUCACCUCGAUCAUGAAGAUGGGUCCUCUGUCCAAGCUCUCCGGCAUGAUCCCGGGUCUGUCCAAUCUGACCGCCGGCCUGGACGACGAGGAUGGCUCGAUGAAGCUGCGCCGCAUGAUCUACAUCUUCGACAGCAUGACGGCAUCCGAGCUCGACGGCGACGGCAAGGUCUUCGUGGAGCAGCCCAGCCGCAUGGUCCGGAUCGCCUGUGGCAGCGGCACCACCGUGCGCGAGGUGGAGGAUCUGCUCUCGCAGCACCGCAUGAUGGCCGGCAUGGCCAAGCGCGUCGGCGGCCAGAAGAAGCAGAUGCAGCGCGCCCAGAACAUGCUCAAGGGCGGGAACAAGGAGCAGCAGCUCGCGGCGAUGCAGAAACGCAUGGCCUCCAUGGGUGGUGCCGGCGGCAUGCCCGGCAUGCCCGGUAUGGGUGAUAUCGGCAAGAUGAUGCAGAUGCUCCAGGGCCAGGGAGGCGGCGGCGGCGGUAUGCCCGGCUUGGGCGGCAUGGAUCUCCAGGCAAUGAUGAGCCAGAUGGGCGGGUUGAUGGGUGGCGGUGGACGGGGACGGGGACGCUGA
This is a messenger RNA of Aspergillus terreus NIH2624, 1581 nucleotides long. RefSeq names its product RNA-binding signal recognition particle subunit SRP54. The transcript is spliced from 2 exons. Gene Ontology annotation, molecular function: GTP binding; endoplasmic reticulum signal sequence receptor activity; 7S RNA binding. Gene Ontology annotation, cellular component: signal recognition particle, endoplasmic reticulum targeting; cytosol. Gene Ontology annotation, biological process: SRP-dependent cotranslational protein targeting to membrane; SRP-dependent cotranslational protein targeting to membrane, translocation. The record is from RefSeq and is a predicted model, not a curated record. Lineage: Eukaryota; Fungi; Ascomycota; Eurotiomycetes; Eurotiales; Aspergillaceae. Bases 1 to 1581 code for a protein of 526 amino acids.